AUGUCUGAUGCAGUAAUUCUUCGCAGUGUGAAGAAAUUUGGAGAGGACAAUUAUGGUUUUGAGUCAAGCACAUUCUAUAACAAUGACAAGAAUUCAGGGUUGCAAGAUGAGAGGAAAGGUGACAGCAGCCAAGUUGGCUUCUUUCAAUUGUUUCGAUUUUCUUCAACGACUGACAUUUGGCUGAUGUUUGUGGGAAGUUUAUGUGCGUUUCUCCAUGGACUAUCCCAUCCAGGCGUGCUGCUCAUUUUUGGCACAAUGACAGAUGUUUUUAUUGCAUAUGACACUGAAUUACAAGAACUCAAGAUCCCUGGAAAAGCGUGUGUAAACAACACUAUAGUCUGGAUCAACAGCUCCCUUAACCAGAAUGUGACAAAUGGAACACAGUGUGGGUUGCUGGACAUUGAGAGUGAAAUGAUCAAAUUUGCCAGUUACUAUGCUGGAAUCGCUUUGUUAGUACUUAUCACAGGAUAUAUUCAAAUAUGCUUUUGGGUGAUUGCUGCAGCUCGUCAGAUACAGAAAAUGAGAAAAAUUUCCUUUAGGAAAGUAAUGCGAAUGGAAAUAGGAUGGUUCGACUGCAAUUCAGUGGGAGAGUUGAAUACAAGAUUUUCUGACGAUAUUAACAGAGUCAAUGAUGCCAUUGCCGACCAAAUGCCCAUUUUCAUUCAGCGCAUGACCACGAGCAUCUGUGGCUUCCUAUUGGGAUUUUACCAGGGUUGGAAACUGACCUUGGUCAUUAUCUCUGUGAGCCCUCUCAUCGGGAUUGGAGCAGCCAUCAUUGGUCUGAGUGUAUCCAAGUUUACUGACUAUGAAUUGAAGGCCUAUGCCAAAGCAGGGUCAGUGGCAGAUGAAGUCAUUUCAUCUAUGCGAACAGUGGCUGCUUUUGGUGGUGAGAAAAAAGAGGUUGAAAGGUACGAGAAAAAUCUUGUGUUUGCCCAGCGUUGGGGAAUUAGAAAAGGGAUCGUGAUGGGAUUCUUUACUGGAUUCAUGUGGUGUCUCAUCUUCCUCUGUUAUGCAUUGGCCUUCUGGUAUGGCUCCAAACUUGUCUUAGAGGAUGGAGAAUAUACAGCAGGAACCCUUGUCCAGAUUUUCCUCAGUAUUCUAUUAGGAGCUUUAAAUCUUGGCAAUGCAUCUUCUUGUCUGGAAGCCUUUGCAACUGGGCGUGCAGCAGCCACCAGCAUUUUUCACACAAUAGACCGGAAACCCAUCAUUGACUGCAUGUCAGAGGAUGGCUACAAGCUGGAUCGAAUUAAGGGUGAAAUUGAAUUCCAUAAUGUGACUUUCCACUAUCCUUCCAGACCAGAGGUGAAGAUUUUAAAUAACCUCAGCAUGGUCAUUAAGUCAGGGGAGAUGACAGCUGUGGUAGGAUCCAGCGGAUCUGGGAAGAGCACAGCCCUGCAGCUUAUUCAGCGUUUCUAUGACCCCAGUGAAGGCAUGGUGACUUUGGACGGCCAUGACAUUCGCUCUCUUAAUAUUCAGUGGCUCAGAACUCAGAUUGGGAUAGUGGAGCAAGAGCCCGUUUUGUUCUCCACCACCAUUGCAGAGAACAUUCGCUACGGCAGAGAAGAUGCAACGAUGGAAGAUAUAGUUCGAGCUGCCAAGGCAGCCAACGCCUACAACUUCAUCAUGGACCUGCCAGAGCAAUUUGACACUCUUGUUGGAGAAGGAGGAGGCCAGAUGAGUGGUGGCCAGAAACAAAGAGUAGCCAUUGCCAGAGCCCUUGUCCGAAACCCCAAGAUCCUGCUUUUGGACAUGGCCACCUCAGCACUGGACAAUGAGAGUGAAGCCAUGGUACAAGAGGCACUGAGUAAGAUUCAGCAGGGACAUACGAUCAUUUCGGUUGCUCAUCGCCUGUCCACAGUCAGAGCUGCAGAUGUCAUUAUUGGUUUUGAACACGGCACAGCAGUGGAAAGAGGCAGCCAUGAGGAACUGUUGGAAAGGAAAGGAGUUUACUUCACUCUGGUGACUUUGCAGAGUCAAGGCGAGCCGACUGCUAAUGCAGAAGGCAUAAGGGGAGAAGAAGAAACUGAUGGGGUCUCACUUGACAAUGAACAGACCUUUUGCAGAGGGAGCUACCAGUCUAGUUUAAGAGCUUCACUCCGACAACGCUCCAAGUCUCAGCUUUCUUACCUGGCACAUGAACCUCCACUAGCUGUUGUAGAUCAUAAGUCUACUUAUGAAGAAGACAGAAAGGACAAGGACAUUCCUGUGGAAGAAGAAAUUGAACCUGCCCCCGUUAGGAGGAUUCUGAAAUUCAAUGCUCCAGAGUGGCCCUACAUGCUGUUUGGGGCCGUGGGUGCUGCUGUCAAUGGGUCGGUCACACCGCUUUAUGCCUUUUUAUUCAGCCAGAUUCUUGGGACUUUUUCGCUUCCUGAUAAAGAAGAACAAAGGUCACAGAUCAAUGGUGUGUGCCUGCUGUUUGUAGCAGUGGGCUGUGUAUCCCUUUGCACUCAGUUUCUGCAGGGAUAUGCUUUUGCUAAAUCUGGAGAACUCCUCACAAAAAGGCUGCGUAAAUAUGGUUUCAGAGCAAUGUUAGGGCAAGACAUUGGCUGGUUCGAUGACCUCAGAAAUAGCCCCGGGGCAUUAACAACAAGGCUUGCUACGGAUGCCUCCCAAGUUCAAGGGGCAGCCGGCUCUCAAAUUGGGAUGAUGGUCAAUUCCUUCACUAACGUCACUGUGGCCAUGAUCAUUGCCUUCUUCUUUAGCUGGAAGCUAAGCCUGGUCAUAAUGUGCUUCUUCCCCUUCUUGGCUUUAUCGGGAGCCUUACAGACCAGAAUGUUGACAGGAUUUGCCACCCAGGACAAGGAGGCUCUGGAGAUCGCUGGCCAGAUUACAAAUGAAGCUCUCAGUAAUAUCCGCACUGUUGCUGGAAUUGGAAAAGAGAGGCAAUUUAUUGAAGCAUUUGAGGCUGAGCUGGAGAAGCCAUUCAAGACAGCCUUUCGAAAAGCCAAUGUUUAUGGAUUCUGCUUUGGUUUUUCCCAGUGCAUAGUGUUUGUUGCCAAUUCUGCUUCCUACAGAUACGGAGGUUACUUAAUUCCCAAUGAGGGGCUCCAUUUCAGCUAUGUGUUCAGGGUGAUCUCUUCAGUUGUGCUGAGCGCGACAGCUCUUGGAAGAGCCUCCUCUUACACCCCCAGUUAUGCCAAAGCUAAAAUAUCAGCUGCACGCUUUUUUCAACUGCUGGAUCGACAACCCCCAAUCAAGGUGUACAGUAGUGCAGGUGAAAAGUGGGACAACUUCCAGGGCCAGGUUGACUUUGUCGACUGUAAAUUUACAUAUCCUUCUCGACCUGAUACGCAAGUUCUGAAUGGUCUCUCGGUAUCCGUUCGUCCAGGCCAAACGCUGGCCUUUGUGGGAAGCAGUGGAUGUGGCAAAAGCACGAGUAUUCAGCUGUUGGAACGUUUCUAUGAUCCUGACCAAGGGAAGGUGAUGAUAGAUGGGCAUGACAGCAGAAAAGUCAAUGUCCAGUUUCUCCGUUCGAACAUUGGGAUUGUUUCCCAGGAACCAGUGUUGUUUGCCUGUAGCAUAAUGGACAAUAUCAAGUAUGGAGACAACACCAGAGAAAUUCCCAUGGAAAAAGUCAUAGAAGCCGCAAAGCAAGCACAGCUGCAUGACUUUGUCAUGUCACUCCCAGAGAAAUAUGAAACUAAUGUUGGGUCCCAAGGGUCUCAACUAUCUCGAGGAGAGAAACAACGUAUUGCUAUUGCUCGGGCCAUUGUACGAAAUCCUAAAAUCUUGCUACUAGAUGAAGCUACUUCUGCCCUAGACACAGAAAGUGAAAAGACGGUGCAGGUUGCCCUGGACAAAGCCAGAGAAGGUCGGACCUGCAUUGUCAUCGCUCAUCGUUUGUCUACCAUCCAAAACUCAGAUAUCAUUGCUGUCAUGUCACAGGGGAUAGUGAUUGAAAAGGGGACCCAUGAAGAACUGAUGGCCCAGAAAGGAGCGUACUACAAACUAGUUACCACAGGAGCCCCCAUCAGUUGA
Molecule: messenger RNA, 3978 nt
Organism: Canis lupus familiaris (dog)
Lineage: Eukaryota; Metazoa; Chordata; Mammalia; Carnivora; Canidae
Gene: ABCB11
Product: ATP binding cassette subfamily B member 11
Biological process (GO): transmembrane transport
Cellular component (GO): membrane
Molecular function (GO): ATP hydrolysis activity; ABC-type transporter activity; ATP binding
Source: RefSeq, marked provisional